Saimiri boliviensis boliviensis (Bolivian squirrel monkey) is the source of this 654-nucleotide messenger RNA. Lineage: Eukaryota; Metazoa; Chordata; Mammalia; Primates; Cebidae. The record is from RefSeq and is a predicted model, not a curated record.
AUGAAAGGAAAUCUCCCUCCAAUUUCUCAAUUUCAACCCCACCCGGUACCCGGUUUGAUGACUCCACAGCCUCCUAAUCCAUUCUGCCUUCCUAAUCAAUCCCGCUCUCCAACCCCCUCUCCUUCUCCAGCUCACUUACCUCUUCCUCAACUCCCUCUUCCUCAAUCUGCCAGGCCUCUUCCUCCUCUCCAGAAGUAUGUAGAUUUUUCAGUUUUCUGCCCUACCUGUUAUCCCACUGUGGCAUAUACCUGCCCUCCCCACUAUCCUACCACAAUACUCUACUUGCCCUGCUCUUCUGCUAUUCGUUACAAACCAUUCAUUUGUCAAUGCCGUGGUCCCAGAACUCUUUCUGGUAACUCCCCUAUCGAUCACCCUAGCCCUCCUCCUAGUCCUCCUCGCCGAGGCUCUGGUCCCAGAACUCUUCCCCGUGACUCCCCUACCUGUCCCUCUACUCCUCCUCCUAGUCCUGCUUGCAGGUGUCGUCCCAGAGCUGUUUCCUGGGACUUCUCUACCUAUUCCCCCACCCCUCCUCCUUAGCCCUACUUCUUUCUAGUCCCCUGUCCUCUAGUCCCAGCCCCCAGCCCCACCACCCCCAACCUGACCUCUUGGUUCACACGUCUCAUCUUGGAGAUGGUUUCCCUGCUCCUGGAACCA